AUGUCUGAAAACUACGAGAUUUACCGUUAUUCACCCCUUGAGAUGAUGAAUUCGGAAUCCACCAUCGAAGAAGGGAAAGACGGGUCUUCCUCUCCGGAGAGGCUGAACUAUCUGGGUGACCAGACCCUGAGGCUCACGUUCCCUCGGCUCAUUGUUUCGUAUAUUUGUCUCUGCUCUUGUUACUUCAUAACCUAUCUUGACAUGAACUCAACAACGACAGCUCUGCCUACAAUUUCCAAUGCACUAUCUGCGGGAACAACAAUCACUUGGGCGGGAACUGCCUUCCUUCUUGGGCAAACAACAUUCCAACCUCUUUAUGGUCGCGUUUCCGAUAUUUCUGGGCGUAAGCCUGUGUUGAUGAUCUCGGUCGCGUGUAUCAUGGUUGGCGACUUUCUCUCGGGGUGGGCAAAAGGUCCGAUCUGGUUAUAUCUGACGCGCACAUUGAGUGGAAUUGGUGCUGGAGGUAUAAGCUCACUGGUUUCGAUUAUUGUAAGCGACAUAGUGAGUUUGAAAAAUAGAGGAAAAUACCAGGGAUUCGUGAGCAUCGCUAUUGGAGCCGGGGCUGUCAGUGGUCCAUUUAUCGCGGCCAGCUUGAUACAAAAGAGCUCCGAUGGUUGGCGCUGGACUUUCUGGGUCCCAUCUAUCCUAGCCUUGAUAUGCAUGUUGUUCCUAUUGCUCUUCUUGCCAUUGAAGCAAGUUUCAGGGAGUUGGAAUAUCAAAAUCAGACAAAUUGAUUGGGCAGGGGUUAUCUUGUCCACGACAGGAAUUAUUUUUCUACUGAUCCCUAUAAGCUCUGGUGGCAAUACUUGGCCAUGGAACAGCGGCUUCAUAAUUAGCCUACUGAUUCUCGGAUGUAUUUUGAUCGGCAUAUUCGUUCUAGUCGAGGGGCUUUUUGCUAAGCUUCCCAUCAUGCCUUUGACUCUCUUCAGACAAAGAUCUCUUACCAUAAUGUUGAUAUCGGGUGCCCUCCAUGACUAUGUCUGGCAAUCAACCCAGUACUUCAUGCCUCUCUUCUUUCAGGAAGUUCGAGGUUUUUCACCCUUCGGAAGUGCCAUGUUAACUUUGCCCUAUGUUCUUGCUCAAAGUAUCGCAGGCGCAAUAUCUGGGCCCGUGAUGAGUCGCUUUGCUAGGUUCGCCAAGAGCCUAUUCACACCAGUCCUACGCAUCGGCCUUUUUCUAUGGUCUGUUGGUGCAGGUCUUCGCCUCUUAUUCAAACGAGAUACUUGUAUAUUUGUAUAUACGGUGGUCCUUGCUAUUGAAGGUGCAGGUGUCGGAUUUACUCAUCAACCGGGUAAGAAUGGCACAAAAUGA
Molecule: messenger RNA, 1311 nt
Organism: Penicillium cosmopolitanum
Lineage: Eukaryota; Fungi; Ascomycota; Eurotiomycetes; Eurotiales; Aspergillaceae
Exons: 3
Coding region: 1-1311 (436 amino acids)
Biological process (GO): transmembrane transport
Molecular function (GO): transmembrane transporter activity
Source: RefSeq, a predicted model, not a curated record